This is a messenger RNA of Aspergillus melleus, 879 nucleotides long. RefSeq names its product fungal specific transcription factor domain-containing protein. NCBI's taxonomy places the organism in Eukaryota, Fungi, Ascomycota, Eurotiomycetes, Eurotiales, Aspergillaceae. Gene Ontology annotation, cellular component: nucleus. Gene Ontology annotation, biological process: positive regulation of transcription by RNA polymerase II. The record is from RefSeq and is a predicted model, not a curated record. Gene Ontology annotation, molecular function: sequence-specific DNA binding. The transcript is spliced from 4 exons. The coding region runs from base 1 to 879 and encodes 292 amino acids.
AUGCAUGUUAUGUUGUGCCAGAUCUUGGCUAAAGUAGACUUAACCGUGUAUGGCAUCGAAGGGAAACUUGACAGUCGCUAUCUAAUCGCCACCCAGUCGGUUCUUCGCGACAUUGCUAAGGUUACUGAGCAAUUGAACACGUCGUUUGACUUGUACGCAAAUGGCGCAAUGAAUGGGAUCUCGCGGAUUUCGGCGCACUUGCAUCUCCUUGAACAUCAGUGCAUUAUCCUAACUACAAGACCACUCUUAUACAUAUUUCUCCAAUCCAAACUCGGUCAUUCCGACCCUGCGCUGAUGGGCUGGCUACAAUCCGGAACUGUGAAAGCCCUGCUUCAGAUAUGCGUGGAAUCCGCCCAACAGACUCUCAGGAUUCUAUCAAACCUACUAGAACAGGGAUUGCUAGAAACCUUCCUCCCACUCGACAUGGACGCCGCAUUUACAUCCACAGUCCCCCUUCUAAUGGCUGCUGCCAUCGACCCGUCUCUACUACCUGACCACACGCCCUGGUCUCAUCGCGCGUACACCAUUUUAGAUGAAAUGAGUACUCGAGGCAAUCGCUCUGCGAGAUUAAUCCAGUCCGAACUGAAACAGUUGGAUGUGGAGCUUGCCGAAUUGUUGAGUGGGGGAAACACUAACCCGGCAAUGGCCUUGCAAACCCCUUCUUCUCUCUGCGGGCUCGCACAUGGAAGCGAUCCUGUCGGGAAAAUAAACACGGUUCCAAGUAAUGCAGAUACUCAGCACGCCUUAGAUAUUGACCCCGGAGAUGCACUUGACCAGCAGUAUGAGCUGAGCCCGGAUCAGUUGAUGGCGUUGGCCAACUCCUUGGAUGUGGAUAGCUUGACUUGGCCGUUUCCUUCGUUGGAAGAUUUGUCCGUUUAG